Messenger RNA from Monopterus albus (swamp eel), 3839 nucleotides. Its product is annotated as protein FAM13A-like. The record is from RefSeq and is a predicted model, not a curated record. The transcript is spliced from 10 exons. Lineage: Eukaryota; Metazoa; Chordata; Actinopteri; Synbranchiformes; Synbranchidae. Bases 906 to 1808 code for a protein of 300 amino acids.
UAGAGAACAAAUGGGGGAGAGAGAGGAAGGAUACCAACGCAGCAUCAGUGAAUGUGCAGAACGAGAAGAUGAAAAUUCAAAACCUUUCAGCUCCUCUUUCACUGCUAAGCACAGUCACACUGGAGAUGGCUAAUUCCUGGACCCUCACUAGGUGACAGAAGAAGGAAAAGAAAUUAUCCGAAUUGUUCACUCACAUGUGGGGUGUCACUGACUAAUCUCUGGAAAAGCUGAACAAGAUGGAGGCAUCAUGGCUUGUUUCACUGGAUUGUACCUGAAAAUUUCAUUGCAGGCUGACUGACUCAUUGUUUGGCUUGUGGUACAGACUAUUUCCUGAACAAGCCUCCAUUUAGAUAGCUAUCCUAUGUCAUUCUGACAAGUUAAAUACAUCUGUGCCGUAUCUCCACGUGUGUUCGUCUAGAAGCUGGGACCUGACUAAUAUCUGGAAUCAGUAACAGCACCUCACUGCUCUACAUAUCCGUGUAACUGGGUUUCUGUGUUAAAAGUCUACAUACAGCCUUCUCCUGGGACCAGGAUAAUCUCUGGAUCGGUGUGUCUGGCAUGUUCUGUUUUUGCCUGCAGAGUUCCCUGCUGAAGCUCCAGACGCUGGAUGUGGAGGGGGGCCCCUCACUGGGACCGUCCCCAGAGGAGAGCCCCCCUGCCCUGGGCAGCAAGGAGCAGAAGAGCCCCUGUGGCCCGCCCGAGCUUGGAGGAGUGAAGGAGGAGAAGACACUGGCUCUAUGCCACGGUGUCACCAUGGAUGAGAACAGCCCACCAGGUCUCGAGGCCGGGGGGAUAGGACUGAGGGGUCAGAAGAUGAAUGUCCGUCCUCCUUCCCGUUCCUCAGCAGACAGAUUCAGAGCCUAAAGAAGAAGGUUCGCAAGUUUGAGGAUCAGUUUGAGAAGGAGAUGAGCUACAAGCCCUCCCACAAUGAUAAAUACACCAACCCAGAGAUGGUCCGAGUGAUGAGCGAACUGGCAAAGGCUCGUAAACAGCUCAAAGAGCUGAGACUCAGACAGUCGGUGUUUGAGUCAAAGGAGCAGGACAGUCCACAGAACGCCGACACCUGCAGGGUGGGUUCCAGGCAGCAGGGGGCGUCAGACCACAAACCAACCCUGGAGGAAACUGUGGAGUCUCUGUUUAGGCGCCUGAGAGAGAAGAGACAAGCUCUGGGCCUGCCCGACAACAUCAAGGAGAUGACUCAGUCUCAGAUGGUCCUGGAGAAGAUCACGCUACAGAAAUGUCUUCUGUACUUUGAGAGUCUGCACGGCCGCCCGGGAACUAACCAGGAGAAGACCCUGGUGAAGCCUCUGUAUGACAGGUACCAGAUGAUCAAACGGCUUCUGUGUGCCAGCCCGACGAUCACCACCAUAGAGGAAGAGGAUGGUUCUGAUGAAGACUUGAUGAGCUCGAUGACAGCUGAGGAGCUUCCUGCCCCACCUCCUCACAGAGAGACCCAGCCAGCAGCCAGCGAGGAGGAGAGCGACCGGGACAGUGACCCAGCCUCUGUGUCACCGUUAGACGAAGUGAAAUCUGUCCGUCAACAAUCUGCUCUGACUGUGUCCAAUCUGCAUGAAGCCUCCAGGUCUCAGCUGCUCCAGUGUCUGCGGGAGACGAGAGCAGAGAAGAAGAUGAGGCGUAAAGCUCUGAGGGCAUUUGAGGACGAGUUUUACCGUCAGACUGGAAGAAUCUGCCAGAAAGAGGAUCGCACUCCCAUGAAAGAAGAAUACCAAGAAUACAAACAGCUGAAAGCUAAACUGCGGCUGCUGGAAGUCCUCCUCAGCAAACAGGACACCGCCAAAACCAAGUGAGAGGCUUUCAUCGUCCAGCUACAGCAUACUGUUGUACCAGGUGUUACACUGUAACAUGGUCCCUCCGCAUGUUAGAACGCAGUCAGUAGACCCCAGAAGCUUCUUUCUGACAAUGACGGUCUUCUCUCUCCUUCCUCUCUACACUCAACAUAUGUGAAAAACUAAAUAAUCCCAUGAAGUUUUAUAAAAUUGACCAGACACCAGACUUUGCUCUGUACUGUGUGAUCUGCCAGUGUACACCAGCAUCCCCCGGUGUUUGUCCACCUGCAUCUUCAAGUCUGCACCAUGUUGUACAACAGACUGGAGGGAAAGCUGUAAAACUCCAGAGGUACUGUAAACCUGUGUUCCUGCCCGGUCUGGGAUGUCGGACCAAAUGUGUUUCAUACUUGACUAAGUAUUUAUGCGUGUCAACCUGAAAGCACUUUAACCUGUCAGUGUGGUUGUGGAGGAUGAAGUGGAGAGCUGCGUUGUGACUUCCUGUCAAAGGGUGGCCACAGGUUUUAUGUUGCUCUCAGUCACAGGUUGAAGGAACGAGACACUGAACCUUCUUUCCAAAGUAAAUUUAACCUUGAGACUAAGACGUGCAGUUGGGUUUCUCAAGGCUGUUGAUGCAUCAGCAGUGUUCAUUGACCAGAGGCAACAAACUAAACAUGUAGGUGAAAUUACAUCCUCGGUCCAAUAACUGGCUUGUUCUGGAGCUUUCGACAACAUUACAUGUUUGCUCAGAUCCCAUGAAGCUAGAGGCGAUAGAAGAAUUCAUGCGUCACGACCUCCAUGUUCACGUCGUAAAGAUAGCUGUACAGCUGCACAGCUGAGUUUGUUCCCUGUUUUGUUCUCAUACUUGAACACGUUUAGCUUGUGUUUAUUGAAUUUGAUUAUUUAACUGGCUUUUUUGUCUUAUAGUUACUGUGAAACCCUUUGUAGCUCUGGUUCUCUUGUUGCCUGAGCAAGCUCUGCUGAAGAAAGCACUGUGGUAUGAUCGAAGGCUCGAGAACACGCCUGUAGCCUCAGCAUGCGUAACCCUCGUGCUCUGCCCUCAGAAUUGAAAAAAACCACAGAGGUCUCAGUUCACCUGUGGAACAGCUGAUGAGGUUCAGUGUUUUGUUCACUCCUCCACUAAAAUGUGUGUAUAUAUGGAAACAUUUGGGACAAAGAUGCAAUGUUCAGAUUAUUAGUGUAGGGUGCGCCAAGAUGUUCAACAUGAAAUAAUGUAGAGAGUUGCAUCUGUACUUAGAGCACUUUAUGUUGAGAAAGGGGCUCAGGUUUUAUCAAAUAUUAGUAUGCAGUGUGGCCUGUACUUACUCUGAGCUUCACAGACUGCACAUCUGAUCUGGACAAAUUAGUAUUAAUAUGGUCCAAGAAAAACACCUCAGUGAGCUGCACUCUACUGUGUCUCUACUGACUGUCAGUUGUAGUACAGGGCUUCAGGCUGCAGGGCUCAACCACCAAACAGAAAAGUCUCCAGCAGAUGAAAAUGGAUGUGGUCUCAGUUUUUGUAAAGUCUUAAAUAUCAGAUGAAAAUAGUAGGCUAACAAAACCAAAUCACCUGUGUGCGUCUGUACUAUCGUGUCAGAAAAAAAGAGCUGAUGCAACAUAUCUUUAAAGUAAAAGAUGGCUCCUAAUGUGAUGUGCAGCAGUUCACCAGUUACAAAACUGCCACCUCCUGAUUCAGAGCAUGUGUUGGAGACUCGUCUAGGUCGUCACUCAGUGUUACGUGAAUGCACACUCCAGCCAGUAACGGUAGUUUCAUCACAAUAUGAAAGGCAGAACAGCUGGUUUUUAGGAAGUGUCACCCAAAGCAGGUGGUCAUGUGAGAGAGGCGAAACGUUUCAUGUCUUCCUGGCGUUUGUGUCGUCGUGUCCCAUAAGACUAAACCUGUGGGUACCUCUGAGGCUCAGUCUGACGGUUUCCCGCUGUGAGCUGCUGAAUGCUGCGUCUCAGUGCACGUCAGUGUUUUAAACGUGUUUGUGCUUGACAGUUAAACAUGAACUGAAUUAAAAAAUAUCCCUGUGUUGUGUUAUUCUGGUUUGC